GAGAGCGGCGGCAAGUUCGGCGCAUGCGUUCACGUCUGUGGCUGCUUUUAGGGCCGUGCUUUGCUGUGUAUUUUCACUUCCUUCUCUUCAGAGCUGUAUCCGGGUCGUUGCUUUCUCUAUUGUCUCAGGCAAACGGCCUCGGACUUUGCGAAUUCUGGGUCUUUUGUUGCAUCUGGUGCAGGCUAAUAAAGUUUUUCUUUCUUUUCUUUUCUUUUUUUUCUAACAGUUUUGACGGAGGAAAUUUACUGCCCGGGGCUGCUGGGGCCUGAGGGCGCCUCUGACAGGGGAGCCGUGGGAAGGGGCGCGAGCUGCAGGGGCCGGUUCGGCGAGGAGUAGGGGGCGGGGUGGGGGGCGGGAGGGGACCGGGGCCGCUCUAGAGGCGCCCGGGUCCGGUCGCUGCACCGAUUUUAAGUAGCAUCUUUCGGAUUUGUUGCCGCGGUAUCAGUCCCGACCUCGGCGCUGCCUGGGCUCUCGAAGCCUCUCCCUAGGUCUCCUCCAAACGACCACCUCACGGAUUCCUUAUGGAUCGCAGCUCCAAGAGGAGGCAGGUGAAGCCUUUGGCAGCUUCUCUGCUAGAAGCUCUCGAUUAUGAUAGUUCAGAUGACAGUGAUUUUAAAGUUGGAGAUGCCUCAGAUUCUGAAGGGAGUGGUAAUGGAAGUGAAGAUCCUUCAAAGGACAGUGGAGAAGGUUCCUGUAGUGAUUCUGAAGAAAAUAUUUUAGAAGAAGAACUGAAUGAAGAUAUUAAAGUAAAAGAAGAACAACUUAAAAAUUCUGCAGAGGAAGAAAUACUGUCCUCAGAAAAACAGUUAAUUAAAAUGGAAAAGAAGGAGGAAGAAGAGAAUGGAGAAAGACCUAGAAAGAAAAAGGAGAAAGAGAAAGACAAGGAAAAAGAGAAGGAGAAAGAAAAAGAGAAAGAGAAGGAAAGAGAGGAGAAAGAAAAAGCGACAGUAUCUGAUAAUGUGGCUGCUUCUGCUGCUUCUACCACACCAGCCAUAAGUCCUCCUGCUGUUAACACAUCUCCAUCAGUCCCCACUACAACAACUACUACAGAGGAACAAGUCAGUGAGCCAAAAAAGUGGAACCUUCGUCGAAAUCGACCACUUUUGGAUUUUGUAUCCAUGGAAGAGCUGAAUGAUAUGGAUGACUAUGACAGUGAAGAUGACAAUGAUUGGCGACCUACUGUAGUAAAGAGAAAGGGAAGAUCUGCAUCUCACAAAGAAGGAAGUGAUGGAGACAAUGAGGAUGAUGAAGAUGAGGGAAGUGGAAGUGAUGAGGAUGAGAAUGAUGAAGGCAAUGAUGAAGAUCACAGCAGCCCUGCCAGUGAUGGGGGUUGCAAGAAGAAGAAGAGUAAAGUUCUUAGCAGAAACAGUGCUGAUGAUGAGGAACUGACCAAUGAUAGCCUGACACUAUCUCAAAGCAAGAGUAAUGAG
Messenger RNA from Herpailurus yagouaroundi (jaguarundi), 1430 nucleotides. RefSeq names its product PHD finger protein 14-like. The record is from RefSeq and is a predicted model, not a curated record. Lineage: Eukaryota; Metazoa; Chordata; Mammalia; Carnivora; Felidae. The annotation marks the transcript as partial. The transcript is spliced from 3 exons.